Molecule: messenger RNA, 506 nt
Organism: Vitis riparia (riverbank grape)
Lineage: Eukaryota; Viridiplantae; Streptophyta; Magnoliopsida; Vitales; Vitaceae
Exons: 2
Coding region: 1-288 (95 amino acids)
Source: RefSeq, a predicted model, not a curated record
AUGGAGGAAAAUGGCCACGGCAGUGGCGAUGGUAGUCAUUGGUGGUGGGCUCUGGCAAGCGCCGCCCAAUUAGGGUGGGGCGUAUUCUCGUACCGGAGAGGCGGGGUCGGCGACUCUCGCCUCAUGCCAGUCAAAGCCUUCGGCGUCGCCUCCCUCUUCGUCGGCGCUGCCGCCUCGGCCGCCUUUGGCGUCCUCCAUGCUUCCGGCAUUCACAAGGUAGAAGACCUCAAGGAAAUGGGUGCCAAUAUAAGGACAGGACUUGGAGUUCGUCCACGAGGCACGGGAUAAAUAAAUUUUUUAUUUACUUUCUUUUCUUUUUUUAUGGUAAAUUUGAAUGUCAUAACAAGUUUUGUAGUUGGGAUUCUGAUUAUGAGGAAAGAAUUGGAGUGUUCUGCUUUUGUAUUCCUGUAAGAACUCUUCAUCUUUUUUAGCUAGAAAAGUCCUAUUUCAUUCAGUUGUAGGCAUGAUGUAGUUAACUAAACUAAGCUCUCCUCAUUUUUUCCUGA